This is a messenger RNA of Paraglomus occultum, 127 nucleotides long. The record is from the annotation of a GenBank genome assembly. NCBI's taxonomy places the organism in Eukaryota, Fungi, Glomeromycota, Glomeromycetes, Paraglomerales, Paraglomeraceae.
UCUUGGAUCGCAAAAAGAAAUCCAAGGAGAAGAAAUUGAAAAUCGCUAAGAAUUUAUUGCAAAGCAAUGACUCUCCGAGUCUCGAUGAAGAUGAAAUAGCAAAAAUUAAAGAUGAAGAGUCACAGAA